CCAAACCCGGCGCGUAAACUGAAACUCAAUUUGUUGUCAGCAACAACAGGUAGUUGCUAGUAUUCGAGUCAGUCAACUGCCCAACUAGAGUCUAACUGCCCGCCUAUCUACCCAAUGAAAAAGAUAUAGCUACUAUUACAGUAAGCUUAUCGGCUUAUUAUUUAAUGCAUUGUGGUCGUUACUGAACAUCCAGGAAGAUGAGCACUGCGUUGUCGGACCCCAGCCUUGAAAGGAAUUUCAAAGGCCACAAGGACAGUGUGACAUGUGUGGACAUCAACUGUAACAUGAAACAAAUUGCCACGGGCUCCAAGGACUCGUGUGUGAUGAUCUGGAACAUGAAGCCUCAGAUGAGGUCGUAUCGCCUGGCAGGGCACAAAGACGCCGUCACCUGCGUCCACUUCUCUCCCUCGGGUCACCUGGUGGCCUCUGCCUCCAGAGACAAGACUGUACGGCUCUGGGUUCCCAGUCUGAAGGCUGAAUCCACGUCGUUCCGCGCUCACAUAGGCACCGUGCGAAGCGUCAACUUCUCGGCCGACGGACAGUCGCUGGUCACAGCGUCCGACGACAAGACCAUCAAAGUGUGGACGGUGCACAGACAGAAGUUCCUCUUCUCCCUCAGUCAGCACAUCAACUGGGUCCGCUGUGCCAAGUUUUCUCCAGACGGCCGCUUGAUUGUGUCGUCAAGCGACGAUAAAACCGUGAAGCUGUGGGACAGGAACAGCAGGGAGUGUGUCCACUCUUUCUACGAGCACGCAGGCUAUGCAAACCACGUGGAGUUCCACCCCAGUGGGACGUGUAUCGCAGCCGCCAGCACGGACAAUUCGGUCAAGGUGUGGGACAUACGCACCCACAAGAUGCUGCAGCACUAUCCAGUUCACAGUGGUGCCGUGAACAGCCUGUCUUUCCAUCCAUCUGGAAACUUCUUGAUCACGGCUGCCAAUGAUUCCACUUUGAAGAUAAUGGACCUUUUAGAGGGAAAACUCCUCUAUACCCUCCAUGGACAUCAGGGCCCUGCCUCUUGUGUGGCGUUUUCCCGGACCGGAGAGUACUUUGCCUCUGGCGGUAACGACGACCAGGUGAUGGUCUGGAAGAGUAACUUUGACUGUACCACGUGUGAGGACGUCAGGUUCCAGCACAAUACCGCACCCGGCCAGCAGGGCAUCUCGGCCAACUCAACGGCCCAUGUCCCCUACCCCUCACGGGCCCCGAAGACCCACAGUCAGACAUGCAGUGUGGCAGAGGUCAGCAACACGACCGACUGGCACACCGUCUCCCACCCUCACAACCCCGGUCCUAGCAGCCACAACAAGACCGCCCACUCCCAGUCCAUCAGGGCCCCCAGCACCCACCAGCCCCCACCCCAGGCCCAGGCCCGGGCCAGCAGCCCCCAGCACCAAGCCCAGACCCAGACCUCUGACGGCGGGGUCUCUUCAGCCCUGUCGAGCACUCUGGAACGCAUUGUGAACCAACUGGACAUUCUCACUCAGACGGUGUCCAUCCUGGAGCAGAGGCUGACCCUGACGGAGGACAAGCUGAAGGAGUGCCUGGAGAACCAGGUGGGCAUUGUCCAGCAGCAGCAGCAGCUCCACAGCCAGGGGUAGUCCUCCGCCACAGCAGGGAGGGACAGGGGGGAUGGACGGAGGGAGAGGGGGGGGGGUUUACCUGAGAUUGGCAGCAUGUACAAUGUUGUGGUUGGUACACAGUGGGUCUUAGCACAGUUGGUGCGACACAUGCACACUUCAAAUAGUCCCGUCUACUUUUUUUAGCACGUAAGGGCGCCAUUUGAGGUCCUCAAUCGCUCAGCGGUUAAGAAAAUAAAACACGCCCUGUGUGCAAUUCACAUACAUGAGACGCACUUCCUGAACGGGUUUAUGGGCCGCACAAGCUUAUCUGAUUGGACAACACGCAUCGGCGGUUCACCACGACAUGACGCGCUCUCUUGGUUAAAGGAUAGGAGUGAAGGUUUCAACUAUUAGAGGACUUGUUCACUGAGAAGAGUGCUGAGCGCAGACUCUUUUCUGCUGAGCAAGGAGCUGUCGCCAAGCGUUGGUGCGUCGGAGAGGGGAAGUGUGCACAUCCACGAUAUCGCGGCUUGUGUGCCCAUGACUAUUUUUGGACUUGGUGGCAUUCAUCUUGGUGUGUGCGGGCCUCGGUAGCUUUAAAGGUGUGAACUUAGAAAUACGUUUUAAAAAAUAAAAAAUAGUUUUUUUCAAUUAGUGUUACUGUAUCAAGAACAUCAACACCUUUUUAAACAUUCCUUAGACUCAAAUAGAUUUGUGGGUUCAGCUUCCAUUAAACUCACAAUUGAAAUACCCUUUAAUCUAUUUAUUAACUAUCAUUAAUAAAGCUUUACAUAUCUGGCAUUUGGCCUAAUUUUUAAUUUCAAACAUAUUUAUUAUUUCAAAAAGCAAAACCAACUAAUCCUUCGGCAGUGGAUUUUAUGUUGACAUGGGUAACAAUUGCCUUGAAUUUCCAUGAUUUGAAUAAUUGUGCCUUUUCUUAUUGAUCGGGAAAGAGAUUUUUAAUGUUGGUGCAGAAUCCCUGAUUGUGAAGGGUUUCAUAGCGGCAUUUCAAUAUGUAUAUAAUUGUACUGUACAUGUUUGUUAUAUUGUGUACUUUUAUAGUAAAUCGUUUUUGACUUAA
Gadus macrocephalus (Pacific cod) is the source of this 2643-nucleotide messenger RNA. RefSeq names its product POC1 centriolar protein A (gene poc1a). The coding region runs from base 198 to 1601 and encodes 467 amino acids. Gene Ontology annotation, cellular component: ciliary basal body; centriole. The transcript is spliced from 11 exons. NCBI's taxonomy places the organism in Eukaryota, Metazoa, Chordata, Actinopteri, Gadiformes, Gadidae. Gene Ontology annotation, biological process: cilium assembly. Gene Ontology annotation, molecular function: protein binding. The record is from RefSeq and is a predicted model, not a curated record.